AUGUCCUCUACCACUCCCGAAGUUGCCACAUUCGCGGCUGGGUGUUUCUGGGGCGUUGAACAUAUCUUCCUUAAGCAGUGGCCCAUCAAGGAUGAUAAGGGCAUUCUCAAGACUGCUGUAGGAUACACAGGAGGCAAAGAUGCGGAGGAACUGGGGGGCAAGGAGCCGGACUAUAGGACUGUGUGCACUGGAGUGACGGGACAUGCUGAGGCGCUGAGGAUUGAAUUUGAUCCCAGCAAGGUAUCGUAUGAUGAACUUGUCGAAUACUUUUACAGAACACACGAUCCUACCACCGCCAACAGACAGGGAGCGGACACAGGCACGCAAUAUCGCUCCGCUAUCUUCUUCAAUACUCCGGAACAGGAGACCAUCGCAAAACGUGUGACGGAGGAGGUCCAGAAGAAACACUUCGAUCCUGUAGGCAAGAAGAUCGUUACCAGCAUCGAGCAGGCAAAGAAGUGGUACGAUGCGGAGGAUUAUCACCAGGAGUACUUGUUCAAGAACCCAAGUGGGUACCAGUGCCCGACACACAGAGCGCACUGGUGA
This is a messenger RNA of Stereum hirsutum FP-91666 SS1, 546 nucleotides long. Its product is annotated as peptide methionine sulfoxide reductase. Bases 1 to 546 code for a protein of 181 amino acids. NCBI's taxonomy places the organism in Eukaryota, Fungi, Basidiomycota, Agaricomycetes, Russulales, Stereaceae. Gene Ontology annotation, molecular function: peptide-methionine (S)-S-oxide reductase activity. The transcript is spliced from 3 exons. The record is from RefSeq and is a predicted model, not a curated record.